GUCGAUGAGCCUCGGCGGAGUCACCUUCGCCCUGGAGCGGCAGUCCAAAGACCCUCAGUCGGUGGUCUACACCGGCUUAUAUGACACCGAGGGCGUGGCGCACACAAAGAGUGGCGAGAGGCAGCCCCUUCAGAUCAGCAUCCAGUUCAGCGAGGCGGGCACGUUUGAGACGGUGUGGCAGGUGAAAUACUACAACUACAACAAGCGGGAUCACUGCCAGUGGGGCAACAGCUUCAACACCAUCGAGUACGAGUGCAAACCCAACGACACACGUACGCUCAUGUGGGUCAACAAAGAGACCUUCAUUUGACGGAAAGAGACACACACCCACGUACACAGACACACUAGUUUACAUGACAACC
This is a messenger RNA of Hippocampus comes (tiger tail seahorse), 362 nucleotides long. RefSeq names its product CB1 cannabinoid receptor-interacting protein 1-like. The record is from RefSeq and is a predicted model, not a curated record. NCBI's taxonomy places the organism in Eukaryota, Metazoa, Chordata, Actinopteri, Syngnathiformes, Syngnathidae. Gene Ontology annotation, biological process: negative regulation of signaling receptor activity. Gene Ontology annotation, cellular component: plasma membrane. The transcript has 2 exons. Gene Ontology annotation, molecular function: type 1 cannabinoid receptor binding. The annotation marks the transcript as partial.